Messenger RNA from Mytilus trossulus (common blue mussel), 1198 nucleotides. Its product is annotated as probable methyltransferase-like protein 15 homolog. NCBI's taxonomy places the organism in Eukaryota, Metazoa, Mollusca, Bivalvia, Mytilida, Mytilidae. Gene Ontology annotation, molecular function: rRNA (cytosine-N4-)-methyltransferase activity. The record is from RefSeq and is a predicted model, not a curated record. The transcript has 6 exons. Gene Ontology annotation, biological process: rRNA base methylation. The coding region runs from base 36 to 1169 and encodes 377 amino acids.
UAGUAAAAACGUUGCAUAAAGAAAACUUUGAUUAAAUGUUACAACGAAGCAGAAUGUUAACUUGGUCGGUCCUCCAUAGAAUGAGACUGACCAUGAAGAUGACCCAACACAGUUGUAUAUCAUCUACAUCUAAACUGAUUACAGAGAUGUAUGGUGGUCAUAUCCCUGUCAUGGUGGACACAGUAGUUGAUGUUCUUGACCCCAAAGAUUCAAAUAUAUAUGUUGAUAUGACAUUUGGAGCUGGAGGUCAUUCAAAAGCAAUUUUACAAAGAGCACCGGAAGCAAGAAUUGUUUGUCUUGACCAGGAUCCAAAAGCACACGAGUCAGCUUUAGCUUUGUCCAAAAUUUACAACCCAGGACAAAUCAUGCCUUGCAUUGGAACGUUUUCCAGCCUACCAAAGAUAUUGGCAGACCUAAACAUAGAAGCAGAAUCUGUAGAUGGAUUCCUAUUUGAUGUUGGUGCUUCCUCUAUGCAGUUUGACACACCAGAGAGAGGCUUCAGUCUGUCUAAAGAUGGAAGCUUAGAUAUGAGAAUGGAUCAGGGCAGAGAGAAUACUGUGUCAGCCAUGGAUGUAGUGAAUAACUUAGAAGAAAGAGACCUAACAGAAAUAUUGAGAAAGUAUGGAGAUGAGAAAAAAGCAAAACAAAUAGCUAGAGCACUGGUUGAGUGGAGAUACAUGUUUGGUAAAAUCAGAAAAACAAAACAACUUGUGGACAUUAUUGAAUCAGUUUUCGGAGAGCAAUACCACAAGGACAAAUUAAAUAGAAGGGCCUCUGUAGCUACAAGAUCUUUUCAAGCUUUGAGGAUCUUUGUUAAUAAUGAGCUGAAUGAACUACACAAUGGACUCGUAGCAGCACAUCAUUUCCUUAAACCAGAAGGGAAGUGUCUUGCAUUAACAUUUCAUAGCUUGGAAGAUCGGAUUGUUAAACGUCAUUUUCAUGGAAUUGACAUUGACGAGAAACUUAACAUGUCUUUACGAGAUAAAUCCAGAUUAAGUGACAAAUUUAGAAAAUUCAAUGAUGCCUAUGAUGUAGAUAGUUUGAACAUAAUGUUAAAUGAUAAGAAAUGGUCUCCAAUUUCUAAGAAAAUUAUGCAUCCUAAUGAGGAAGAGUGCAAGGAGAAUCCCAGAGCUAGAUCAGCUAAACUUAGAGCUGCCAGAAAAUUAUAACAUCUUUUGUAAUCAUCAACAAUAAAAUA